This is a messenger RNA of Phodopus roborovskii (desert hamster), 4523 nucleotides long. RefSeq names its product chromosome unknown C2orf68 homolog (gene CUNH2orf68). The record is from RefSeq and is a predicted model, not a curated record. NCBI's taxonomy places the organism in Eukaryota, Metazoa, Chordata, Mammalia, Rodentia, Cricetidae. The coding region runs from base 99 to 599 and encodes 166 amino acids. The transcript has 4 exons.
GAAGUCCCGGUCCGCAGCCGGAAGUCGAGCUCCGCGGCUGGCGGCUUCAGUUCUGCGGCCGUUGUGGCGGUUGCUGCAGCUCUACGCCCAGUAUCUGGAUGGAGGCGGCACGGGAUCCAGGCCCGGGGCUGUGCUGCAAGCCCGGCGGGCGUCUGGACAUGAGCCACGGCUUCGUACAUCACAUCCGCCGGAACCAGAUCGCUCGGGACGACUACGACAAGAAGGUGAAGCAGGCGGCCAAGGAGAAGGCGAGGAGGCGCCACACACCCGCACCCACGCGGCCCCGCAAACCAGACCUGCAAGUGUACCUGCCUCGCCACCGAGAUGGCUCUGCCCACCUGGCCAGCCCAGACUGUGAGGAGUCCGGUGAAAGCAGCAGUAGUGGGAACUCGGAGCCGGAGCCCCCUGGCCGCCAGCUCUUCUGUUUAGAAUAUGAGGCGGACAGUGGAGAGGUCACAUCAGUUAUUGUGUAUCAGGAUGACGAUCCCAGAAGGGUGAGUGAGGAAGUAUCAGCACAUACACCUCUGGACCCAGCCAUGCGAGAGGCCCUCAGAUUGCGCAUCCAGGAAGAGCUUGCAAAGCGCCAGAGCCGACACUGACCAGGCUGAAGGCAUUCAGGCAGGAUUCUCUGUACUUGGCAGAAUUUCACCCAGGGAACUUACCCCUAGUUUGGGGUACCAGGACCAGUCCAUAUGAUCUUCAGGGAUCCUUGUCCUCCUCUCCAAGCUGCUGUAUCCACAAAGGUGUUGCAGGACCGCGUCUGGCCUACCUCCCAGCAGCAGUUCUUUUAUGUAUGUUGACCCAUUUGUCUGACCUAACAUUCUGGAAUCUUAUGACAGUUUUGGCUAAUUUGGUAUUUUGGGAGCAGAGACUUCAGAGAGAACUGGGGCUUUUGAAGCCUUUGCCCACAUGCACCUGUCUUGAUGAGGUUAUUUGCUCUUCCGUUCCAUGAGCCAUAUUUGUUAUUUUGUGGUUCUUUGGUGUUUCUUCUUUCUUCUACCCAUCUUCCCGUAGACCAGUUGUCACUUUUCCUGUCUUUUGCCGUGGGUAGAAUCCAUUUCUCCUACCCUCCCAACAUGACUGUUUCUCUACUACUCAGGAAUUUGGAAGUGGGGCUUCUGGGAACCUGCCUUCCUACCAAGUUCUCCAAGUAAUUCUGAUGCCAAUAAAACAGGAGAACUUUGUUUUUGAGGCCUAUUUGGAAACAUAUCUCCUUCCCCUUCAAUGGCUUUCCCAAGCUGAUCAUACGCCCCACAGCUUUGCACUGUGUAGAAGACUGUAGGAAGAAGACACUGAGCCAAGCUUCUAUCAUCUGUUGGAAAACCUGCCUUCUUGGAGUGGUGGCACACACCUUUAAUACCAGCAUUCAAGAGGUAGAAGCAGGAAGCUCUCAGCUGUCUGUAAGUUCAAGGCCAGCCUGGAACAAAGGGCGUUCCAGGUCUCUAUAGAGAAACCCUAGCUCAAAAAAAAAAAAAAAAAAAAUGGUUAAAAAAGAAAAGAAAAACCUGCCUUGGCUAGGCCUACCAAAUUCACUCCCAGCUCAGACUAGAGGGAAUUAUCAAAACAAACUUGAAACUAACUCUUCAAUCAUGGUUUAAUACUAUUGAAUUAUUGAAGUUGGAAAAGUUCACAAUAGCUAUAAUUGCCUCUUUUCUUUUUGGCGGGGUGGGAAACUGUGGUUGUAAAAAGAGAGAGAGCGAGUCCUGAAGAAUACCGUGGACCAAGUGAACUGAACACUUCUUCACCCCAUGCUUUCUUCUUUCCUGCCUGCCAAGAAUAUGUGUGAGCGAGGUUAUGCACCCCUGUGGCCCCAGCAUGCAGGAGGCCGAAGUAGGAGGAUUGCUACAAUUUAAAGGCCAACCUCAGCUGUUUGAAGAAAAAACUAAAUCAAUGUAAUUUAGAUCCUCUGGGUGAAGAUCCCCAGGCAUAGCAUUUUUCCAACAAGGGACAUGUUUUCCAACACAAGAUUAGGCUAAGGUCUGAAGUCCACAACACAUCCUGUGCACAGGAAUUCAGAGGCACCUGGGGUUUCCAGGAAAUGAGCCUAGCUUCAGCAGCUUGCAGUGUGAGUUGUGAAAGAGCCUAGCAGCAUUGAGGCUGCCUGCAGCCAAACCCCCUACCCCAGGGUUUGUCUUCUAUAUGAGGGUCUCAAGGGCAUUCUGACUGUCAGCGUAGUAGUUUUUCCCUUCAAGGACACUUGGGGGCUCCACUGGGUUUCAUCCUACUCUGCUGAAAACAUGUAAUGGGGCUGGGCAUCUACUUUAUGCCAUGCAAAGGAAUUCUGGGGCAGUGGGUUAGGUGGUAAGUUAAAAGGGCCUGGUUGUGGAUGUGGCUGGGGACCUAACUGCUCUGGGCCCAGAGAGCUGGUCCCAGGGAUAAGUGCCUUAAGCUUGUUCAGGCCUAAGCCCAGUUUUGCUGUCAAAGGGAAACCCUUUACCCUGUCCUGUGCACAGGUGCUGUAAGUGCCUUUGGGCUUCCAUGGUUCGACACCAUGCAGAGCUCCAGGGUGACGGAGUUUCUGCCAGACUGCACACUCUUCAUCCAGCACAGUCUCCAGCUAAUCAGUCCAUUUCCUGACUUGAAACACAAGAGUCACUGGCUGCUUUGAGGGUCUGUGUUCUUAGGGCUUCAUUUCCUAUUUCUUGGUUCAGUUAUUGAACCUAGAAAAAAAUAGACCAGAAGAGAAAUCUGAGAACCCAGCUUCUAAAAAUGUGCCUCUAUUCCCACUUCUUGAAAAAGGAAGAAAUAGAGGAACAGAGCCCUCAGUGUAGGCCUUUUAUGUGUUUAUGUGGUCCACACCAAGACUUCCUCAGAUGGGAGACCAAUGGAAACUCCUCUAAGCCUUUUUUCUAGAAGCACUUUGCUUAUCGGGUGUGUAUGAAAGAUUUUCUAGCCAAGAAAGCACUCUUGAUUCUUAGCUAAUUUGUCCUGAAGCUCCAAACCUGUGCUUACACGAAGGGCGGUCAUUCUGAGCUGGCCUGUUGGAGCAGAUGCUGAUGUUUUCCAGGUAUCCCUGAAAUGCCUCUCCGGGGACCGUGCCUCAGCCAUAUGGCUUAGCUGCAUUACUCUGCUGCUGGGUUCUGGGGUCCAUGAUUGUACUGCUCAUUUUAUUUGGCAGACCUGCUUCUAGAUGUCUCUUAACCUGUUUCAGAACUCACAGGCUCUCAGAACUGCCCUGUGUUGUGGCACAGUAGAAGCAGCCAUAGGCAGGGCUUACAGCAAACUGCUUCAGAAUCAACACUCAUUUGAGGAGAUAAUGUUCUUGGCUGUUUGUUUUUGAGGGUGGGGAUAUGGGGGUAAGGCAGGCUGGGCCAGGUAGAAUGGCACAUGCCUGUAAUUCCAGCAUUUGAGGCUGAGAUGAAAGGUUUGCCAUAUAGCCAGGCAUGGUGACACAUGUUGUUAAUUGCAACACUUAGGCUGUAGAAGCAGGAACGUCUCUUGAGUUUGAGGCCAGCCUGGUCUACGUAGCAAAUUCCAUGAUAGGCAGGACUACAUAGAAAUGCCCUCUCAACUCCUCCAUCUUAACUCAACCCCCCAGAAAGGCAGGAAGGUCUCUUGAGGCCAGCUUGAGCUACGUAAACCUUUAUCAAACAAAAGUAUCGUUCCUGCUCUCUAUGGAAUAUUUCUUCCCUCAGUUCUUAUUAAGCUUGUACUUCACAAUUUUAUAAUUCCUGGACCAGAGUUUACAUUUAGAGAGAGAGAGAGAGCUCGCACUGGUUUUGCAAGGGGCUUGGGCUAUGUGGGCAUACAUGAUAAAGCUGGAGUUGUGGCCCAUUGGCAAGCAUAAAAGUCUUUGAAGAGUGUAGUGCAAGAAGGCAAGAGAGAUAUUGUGUGUGCCAUGAGAGUACUGUAUGCACUGGCUACAGUCUAGCCAGUGAUGGGUCUGGUGUGAAUGUGGAAGAAUAUUCCAUCUCUCUGGUCAUCUGGGAUUCACUGCCAACUAGAGAUCAACCCAGAUCGAACCUCUUUGGGAUGGUAAGUAUUUUCAAACUGCAGUGUUUGACAAGGUUUGUGAAUAGCAGAGUAGUGCUUCCCAAAUAACUCAAAUGAGACCUUUGUAAAAAGGACAGAUGACUUUCCUACCUCUGAGCCGUUUGGGAAAAUCUCAUGGAAUGUUGACAGUUAUUUCAAACCUUAACUACUUUGGAUCCCUAGCCUGUCCCUGGCAGCCCUAGGCAUCCAGCCCAAAUUUCCAUAGGAGUUGGAGUGAUGCUAGAAGGGAAAGCCUUCCUAAUAAAGAGCUCGUCUCCUCCCAGAGCCAACAGAACAAGAGGCUGUGAAUGGUGGUGAACAGUUCAAGAGACGGAGACAGGAAGAGCACUGUACACUCAAGAGCAGCAUAAAUUAUAUAGCAACUCCUUAUCUCAAAAAAAGUAUCAGUGUAGUGGCUGUGCCAUGGCGCUAAAUGUAGAAAAAGCCAUACAUUCUCAUCUCCGGUGUUUGUGUAUAAAUAAAAUGAAUUAUGCAAGCUGUUUGAAAAUUAUGGAAGGCACUUUUUUAACCAAUAAACUAUUUUCACAGCA